GAAGCCGUCCGUCGAUCGGAUUACGAGGCGGUCCCACCGUGCACAUCCCGUCCCCACCGAUUUCAUUGUCAUCAGCUAUUUCUUCUCAAAAACUCGAACCCAAAACCCCAAAUCGACCCGGAUCCGAGCCAGGCACCCGCACGAUCCCACCGCCUCCUGCCGAUCACCGGGACCUAGCAUCGCCGCGGCGGCGGCGGGAGAGGGGAAGGAAGGCGAUGAGGAAACGGGAGCGGGAGAACCCGUGCGGGAUCUGCGGUCACUACCACAAGUACGAAGAGGGGGAGGUCUGCGGGGUGUGCGGCCACCGCUUGAAGCCAUCGGAUGGGGAGGGCGCCCCGUCGAGCCAUGAGUCCGCCUUCCCCACAGAGGUGCUGAAGGAGUUCCUCUUCCUCGGGAGCUACGACAACGCCUCACGCUCCGAGGUCCUCAGGACGCUCAGUAUCUCGCACAUCCUUAACACUGUGCCUGAUUGCCACAAUCUUUACAAGAAUUCAUUCACGUAUCACAGUCUUCAACGGGACAGGCCUUUGGAUUUUGACGAGGCAAACCAGUAUCUAGAGAAAUGUGAAAGAGAUAAAUCGCGUGUUCUUGUUCAUUGCAUGACUGGAAAAAACAGGUCUGCUGCUAUUGUCGCAGCCUUCUUGAUGAAGUCUAGAGGAUGGAGACUUGCACAGUCUUUUCAAUGGGUGAAAGACCGAAGACCGCAGGUUCAACUGACAGAUGCUUCUCAGAAUGAGCUUUUGGAGUAUGAGCUGAAGCUUUUUGGACCCAGUGCUCAACCCUUGGUUCCCACUGAAUCAUUUGCUUCUCUUGGAUUUGGUUAUGAAAAACCAGCAGGUGACAUCCAAGCACCUAUGUUCAACCAAAUGACCAUGCCAUCCAUAUUUGAGCGAGUCAACCCAAAUGAUCACCCCACCAAUUUCACUUUUGGAGCUGAGAGGAUAGCGGAAGUUAACCCUCACGAUAACAAUAGUGAUGGUGGGGUAAACCCAACUAAAACAGAGAACCUGAUGGACGGCUCUUAAGAUGGUUUCAUGAUGUCACUGUUCAAUCUCCAUGUUGCAGUGUACUCCUUGCUGCGGAAGUAAACCCAACUGCUCAGUGCACCGAAUACAUCGGCUGUCUAGGUUUCAGGGAGGUUUUGCCCUUUGUCACUUGAGAAAUGGUUCUUUGGCAACCGACCUUUUCUUUAGAAUGACUAUGAAAUUAGUCUCAACUUGUAGUAAUAGAUGUUUGUGGCUCAUAUCUCUGUUCCCUGCAAAGCUGCUGGAGGUUCUUGCCCAUAUUCCUAAUCCUAUAUUUCCGGUUAUGUCGUACUGUUGCUAUGAUGCUCUACGCUUAGAAGCGUUGGUUAGUCGCUGAUAUCUCUGUUCUUUUCACGUAUAGUUUCUGCAAAGCU
Molecule: messenger RNA, 1399 nt
Organism: Sorghum bicolor (sorghum)
Lineage: Eukaryota; Viridiplantae; Streptophyta; Magnoliopsida; Poales; Poaceae
Product: protein-tyrosine-phosphatase IBR5
Exons: 5
Coding region: 216-1025 (269 amino acids)
Biological process (GO): negative regulation of MAP kinase activity; protein dephosphorylation; auxin-activated signaling pathway
Cellular component (GO): nucleus
Molecular function (GO): protein tyrosine/serine/threonine phosphatase activity; MAP kinase phosphatase activity
Source: RefSeq, a predicted model, not a curated record